Molecule: messenger RNA, 1197 nt
Organism: Tremella mesenterica DSM 1558
Lineage: Eukaryota; Fungi; Basidiomycota; Tremellomycetes; Tremellales; Tremellaceae
Exons: 4
Coding region: 1-1197 (398 amino acids)
Biological process (GO): GPI anchor biosynthetic process
Cellular component (GO): mannosyltransferase complex; endoplasmic reticulum membrane
Molecular function (GO): alpha-1,6-mannosyltransferase activity; GPI mannosyltransferase activity
Source: RefSeq, a predicted model, not a curated record
AUGAUCACCAAAGCCAUACACAUCAAACAUGUAAGCUGCAUCAUAGUACUAGCUAUCCUCACCAGAUCAUUCUCUUCGAUUCUACUCUCCCUGUCAAAUGUACCUCUAUUCGAUACCUCCCCAUAUCUCCUGAACACCUCUUCAACCGACCGUGCCCCAAGUGCAACAUUACGAUGGGACGCCAUACAUUUCUCUUCUAUCGCCCUUCAUGGAUAUACGUACGAACAACAGAUAGCUUUUCAAUCUGGCUGGCCUAUUCUGAUGCGUCUGGCAGGAGAAGUGGUGAGAUGGUGGAGAGGAGGAGGGAUUGAUGUUGAGGAUGUUGUUUUUGGAGGGGUCGUUCUGGCCAAUUUGGCUUUUGUUGGAGCUGUCGUGAUGUUGUAUGAAUUAACAUCUCUCCUCUUCUCACCCUCAUUCGCAUUCAUCACUUCCUGUCUUUACCUCCUUCCACCUACUCCUGCCGUUUUAUCAUCAGCUUACACCGAACCUAUCUUUGCAUUCUUCACUUUCUCCGGGUAUCAUCACGCCUUGAAAAAGAACUGGUUGAUAGCUUCGUUACUGUUAGCGGGUAGUAGUAUGAUCAGAGCUACUGGGGUGUUUUCAUCCGGUGUGUUAGUUUGGUUGUAUGUUUUUCGUUCUGAUACCUCUUCCAGAGGUCCAUUUAUCAUUUUCACCCGAUUGGUCAAAGGGGGAAUCUACUCCUUAAUUAUCAUAUCGCCUUUCUUGAUCUUCCAACUCUACGCAUAUCUUUCUUUCUGCCAAAACGGUACAUCUCGACCAUGGUGUCAUUCCCAUCUUCCCAUAGCAUAUUCUUUCGUUCAAAAAGAAUACUGGAAUGUCGGUUUUCUCAAUUACUGGGAUAUCUCUCAACUCCCAAACCUUCUCAUCUCCUUUCCUGUCAUCAUCAUCAGUCUUCACCCAACUAUCAAACAUCUCUUUCAGCCUUCCACCUUGUCUUCCCGAUUAAUCCCAUUUCAUCUACAUCAUCUAAUCAUGACUUUCCUAUUGAUAUUUUCUUCCCAUACUCAGAUAUCUUUAAGGGUCAUAUCGGGUGAUCCGGUCGUUUGGUGGAACAUCGCUCAAAUGGCAUUCGGUCCAAAGGGCAUGACGAGAUGGGGAAAAGUGUGGGUUUGGUGGGUUUUGAUUUGGGGCGCGAUAUCGAUCCCUCUUUGGAAAGGACAUUAUCCUCCGGCGUAG